Trachymyrmex cornetzi is the source of this 900-nucleotide messenger RNA. RefSeq names its product cytochrome P450 4C1. The coding region runs from base 31 to 867 and encodes 278 amino acids. Lineage: Eukaryota; Metazoa; Arthropoda; Insecta; Hymenoptera; Formicidae. The transcript has 7 exons. The record is from RefSeq and is a predicted model, not a curated record. Gene Ontology annotation, molecular function: oxidoreductase activity, acting on paired donors, with incorporation or reduction of molecular oxygen; heme binding; iron ion binding.
AAACAAAUUUGGCAAUAUAGAUUUCGAAAUAUGUUCUUGAUUCCUGAUGUUGUAUUUAAUCGCACAUCUUUGGGAUAUAAACAGCAAGAGUGUUUAAAUAUCUUUCAUUCAACCGUUGAAAAGAUGAUACAGCAAAGGACAAAUGAAUCAAGUACAAUGUCCACUAAUGGUGACACAUCAUAUAUACGAUUUUUUGACAUUUUAACGCAUUCAUCUCAUAACAAAAAGUUUACGCGAAAGGAAAUUAUGGACAAUAUAGUUACAAUGCUAGGAACGUCUUCUGACACUAUCUCUACUACGUUGGAUCUUGCGAUCAUUAUGUUGGCAAAUUUCUUAGAAAUACAAGAAAAAGCGUAUAAAGAAUUGUUGGAAAUUUAUGGCACGGAAACUCCAAAGUUUGCACCAGUUAAAUAUGAGGAUCUACAACAUAUGCAUUACUUGGAUUGUAUUAUUAAGGAAACUUUAAGACUUUUCCCUACUGUCCCUAUGAUUGGACGAAAACUGACAGAAGACUUAAAAUUGGGAGAAUUUGUUUUACCGAAAGAUGCGGAUGUUAUUAUAUCAUUUAUACGAAUGCACCGAAAUGAAAAAUAUUGGCCGAAUCCAUUGAUGUUUAAUCCGGAUAGAUUUCUUCAAAAAAAAACAAAUUGUAUACCAUAUUACAUGCCUUUUAGUGAUGGAUCAAGAAAUUGCAUAGGUUUGAAAUACGCAAUGAUGUCUAUGAAGGUUAUUUUAGCAACGCUGAUAAGAACGUUCGUAUUUAAAUUAAAUCAAAGCAUUGAGAUAGACAAAAUCAAAUUAAAUUCGGAUAUAUCAUUAUCUAUAGAUGAACCUAUAAAGAUUAGAAUUGAAAAACGGAAUCUCUAAAUAAUACAUAAAUGAAUAAUACUAUAAUAAUAU